This is a messenger RNA of Thecamonas trahens ATCC 50062, 759 nucleotides long. RefSeq names its product central apparatus associated protein C1a-18. The record is from RefSeq and is a predicted model, not a curated record. Lineage: Eukaryota; Apusomonadida; Apusomonadidae. The transcript is spliced from 2 exons. Bases 1 to 759 code for a protein of 252 amino acids.
AUGGACAAGAAGCGCAACCGGCCGCCGCGGCGCCGGGCACCGCGUUCGCCUUCGCCAGCGGACCGCGAGCGGAGCGCGUCGGGAGGGACAGGCGGCGGAGGCACGUCGGGCGGCUCGGGCGCAUCGACGACAACAGGCAAUGGAGCAAGCGGUGAUAUUGAUGUGACAAGCGGUAGUGGUGCUGAUGGAUAUGGCGAUGCUCAUGGCGAUCGCGAGGUCGGAGAUGGCCGGGAUGGCGCUGCCGGCGAUCGUGGCGAUGCUGGCGCUCCGCAGGAUCCGCUGGCGGGCGCCGGCGACUAUGUGUAUCCGCUGCUCUCGGCGCCAGGCGCGUUUGAUCCCCUGCCUGAUGGGUGUGACCGCAAGGCGAGUGCUGAUGGCAAGUACAAGGUGGUGUACGUUGGCGAGACGUACGACUUUGGCGGCGUGGUCAUGCGCCAUGGCCUCGGCACCUUUACCGACGGCGCCACCGUGUACAAGGGCCACUGGCGCAAGGACGCCAUGCACGGGCCCGACGGCCGCAUCGAGUAUGCAUCGGGUGCCGUCUACGUCGGCGGCUUUGUCGAUGGCAUGUACCAGGGCCACGGUGUCUACACCUGGCCGUCGGGCGCUUACUACAAGGGCGACUUUCACAACAAUCGCAUGCACGGCAUCGGCGUCUACGUCGACGCCACUGGCUUUGCCUGGCACGGUGAGUUUUACAACAACCGUGGGCCUGGCCUCGUCCAGCACUUUCUCGACGCCGAUGCUGCAGACCCUUAG